This is a messenger RNA of Kazachstania africana CBS 2517, 705 nucleotides long. RefSeq names its product ubiquitin-specific protease YUH1 (gene YUH1). Gene Ontology annotation, biological process: protein deubiquitination; ubiquitin-dependent protein catabolic process. Gene Ontology annotation, molecular function: cysteine-type deubiquitinase activity. Lineage: Eukaryota; Fungi; Ascomycota; Saccharomycetes; Saccharomycetales; Saccharomycetaceae. Bases 1 to 705 code for a protein of 234 amino acids. Gene Ontology annotation, cellular component: cytoplasm. The record is from RefSeq and is a predicted model, not a curated record. The transcript has a single exon.
AUGAACAAGGAAUUAGAUGCUGUUAUCCCGCUAGAAUCGGACCCAGAAGUGUUCAAUACCUUCGCGCACAAUCUGGGUCUUAAGAGAGAGUACAGUUUUGUAGACAUAUACUCAAUUGAUGAUCCUGCACUGUUGGAAUUUCUAGUGAGACCCGUUAUGGCUAUCAUACUCUUGUUUCCACCCGUUGAAACCAAGGAAGCAGUGCAGACAAACAACAAAGAUAUCGAUACAUCCACUGACAAACCUAUUUGGUUGAGGCAAAAUUUCAAGAAUGCAUGUGGAUUGUAUGCACUGCUACAUAUCUUGGCCAACAAUAAACAGUUAUUAGCGGAUGAUUCAAGCUUACUGAAGUUUAUAAACGAUAUCCCGAAUUUUACUGAUACGGAUUUGAGUAAAUUUAUCAUUGAAUUUAUCAAUCAUUUCAAUGCAGAUUUUGUUCAUAAUUCUGGUUCCUCAGUAAAUCCAAAUCCAGAUGAUAUAAUUGAUUUACAUUUCAUUACUUUUAUAUCAUAUGGCGAUGAAAAUAAACUGUAUGAAUUAGAUGGCAGAUCUGCUGAAGGUAAGCCAAUUUACAUUGGACAAGGUCAUGGUAAAGAUCUCAUUGAAGAGGAACUAAUAGUCAAUAGAAUCAGGGGAUACAUGAAUAGCGUCAAAGAUGAAAAUGAUAAAUUAAAAUUCUCCCUGAUAGGUUUAAGUGUGUCUUAA